CGAUCACCCCCGGUUAGAACCCUUCCUCUCUCGGUGGUGGGACGCCCCAGCUUGAGGCUGAGCAACGACGACCGGGUCGCGCUUGGUUGCGGCGGAGUCGAGGCUUGAGCAACGGACGUGGACUGCGCGCGGCGGGUUCGUGAGCUUUUCUGCAACAUUUUAUUUCCAUCUCAGCAUGCAUUGAACGACCGGCCCGACUCCCAACGGACGUAGAAAAUGUCUGCAAGCUCCAACCGCUACUGUUCCUUACUGAAGCUCUGCUUCGACACCCGCAAUGUAAAGCAAGCGAAGAAGCUUCACUGCCUCAUCAUCAAGACCUUGACCCAUCCCGAGACCAUCCUGUCCAACACCCUCGUCGACACCUACGCUAAAGUCGGCAGUCUGAAGCACGCACGCCACGUGUUCGACCAUAUUCCGCAACCGAACCUCUUCUCCUGGAACACCCUCCUCUCUGCUUAUGCGAAAUCGGGGGACAUCGCCAGAGCGCGAGAGAUAUUCGAAUCGAUGCCGAACAGGGAUGGAGUGUCGUGGAACUGUCUCAUUUCGGGGUACGCGAACAGAGGGUUGGUGAUUGAGUCGGUUAAGGCCUACAAUGAGAUGUUGAGAGAUGGGAGGGCGAAUUUGAACAGGAUCACGCUCUCGACGAUGCUCAUAUUGUCUUCAAGUAAGAAUCGUGUGGAUUUGGGUCGGCAGAUACACUGCCAUGUGAUAAAGUUUGGAUUUUGGGCGUAUGUGUUCGUGGGUAGCCCUUUGGUGGACAUGUACUCGAAAGCGGGAUUGAUUCGCGAUGCAAAGAUGGUUUUUGAUGGCAUUCCUGAGAGGAAUGUAGUCAUGUAUAAUACAGUGAUGACAGGGCUUUUGAGAUGUGGGAUGGUUGAAGAGUCCGAGCGCAUAUUUUGUGGGAUGAAGGAAAGAGAUUCGAUCUCAUGGACGACAAUGAUUACGGGAUAUAUUCAGAAUGGUUUAGAGAGAGAAGCAAUCGACUGGUUCAGAAAGAUGAGUUUUGAAGGCUUGACAAUUGAUCAGUUUACUUUUGGGAGUGUGCUAACUGCUUGUGGGAGUCUGGUGGCUUUGGAAGAAGGGAGGCAAAUCCAUGCAUAUGCAAUCAGGACUGAUCACACUGACAUUGUCUUCGUAGGUAGUGCUCUCGUUGACAUGUAUUGCAAGUGUAAAAGGAUCACAUAUGCUGAAAAAGUCUUCAGAAAGAUGACCAUUAAGAACGUUAUAUCAUGGACAGCAAUGCUUGUGGGGUAUGGUCAGAAUGGGCUGAGUGAGGAUGCUGUCAAGGUCUUCUGUGAUAUGCAGAAAAAUGGCAUUGAGCCCGAUGAGUUCACACUUGGGAGUGUGAUUAGCUCGUGUGCGAACCUAGCAAGCGUAGAAGAGGGUGCACAGUUUCAUUGUAGAGCCUUGGUUUCCGGCUUUAUUUCAUUUUUGACAGUUUCAAAUGCUGUCAUCACCUUGUACGGUAAAUGUGGAAGCAUAGAUGACUCCGAUCGGCUGUUCAAUGAGAUGAGUAUCAGGGAUGAGGUUUCCUGGACAGCACUCGUGUCAUGUUAUGCUCAGUUUGGCAAAGCUAAGGAGACCAUAGAUUUGUUCGAGAAGAUGUUGGCCCAGGGAUUGAAACCAGAUGCUGUCACUUUCAUUGGUGUUCUUUCAGCGUGCAGUAGAGCAGGAUUAGUUGAGAAAGGACAAGUAUAUUUUGAAUCGAUGGUCAAAGAUUACAGAAUUAGCCCGAUUGCUGAUCACUAUACGUGCAUGAUUGAUCUUUUUAGCCGAUCAGGAAGGUUAGAAGAAGCCAAAAAUUUUAUACACAACAUGCCCUUCCCUCCUGAUGCAAUUGGUUGGGCGCAGCUGCUGAGCUCAUGUAGACUUCACGGCAAUAUGGAAAUUGGGAAAUGGGCAGCUGAUUCACUGAUAGAAUUAGAGCCACAGAACCCAGCGAGCUAUGUUUUGCUCACAAAUAUCUAUGCAGCAAGAGGGAAAUGGGACUUUGUGGCCCAAUUAAGGCGGGGUAUGAAAGAGAGAUCAAUCAAAAAGGAACCAGGAUGUAGUUGGAUCAAGUACAAGAACAGAGUACACAUCUUUUCAGCUGAUGAUCAGUCGAGUCCUCAUUCAGAACUUAUAACUGCUGAGCUGGAUAAGUUGACUGCUAGAAUCAUAGAGGAGGGGUAUGUGCCAGACAUGAGCCCAGUUCUCCAGGACGUUGAGGAGUCAGAGAAACUGAAGAUGCUACAUCGCCAUAGUGAAAGGCUUGCAAUUGCUUUCGGAUUAACAUAUAUCCCUUUAGGCCUCCCAAUACGAAUUUUUAAGAAUCUUAGGGUUUGUGGAGAUUGUCACAAUGCAACAAAAUACAUAUCUAAAGUCACUCAGAGAGAAAUAAUCGUGAGAGAUGCGGUUCGUUUCCAUCUUUUUAAAAAUGGAACAUGUUCAUGCGGAGAUUUCUGGUGAUAUCUUCUCGGUAUGAUAUUUGUUCGAGGGUAUAAGACUACCUUUCAGGUUACCAUGAAUGACAGAGAUUUUGUUUGACAUGGAUAAAAAGGUUACUAAAGCAUUUAGCUUUUUCAGCAUCAUCUUCAUAGCUUUUCAAAGCUAUCACGCCAAGGGCAGUGAGUAUUUCCUAUGAAAAUUUCCUGGGCUUGAUGCCAAAGUUGGGUUUUUCUGCAAGAUCCUCGCGAAAUACUUGAUCCCAGUAAACCGAGGAGGUGUGCUGAGAAAGAGGAAAGAGAGAUUUUCUUCAAUCAUAGUUUUGGCUACUUCUUGCUCUCUCAAGACAUGGAGGUACUAAGGAAAGGGGUUAUCAUUUUCAAAUCAGAAUUACUUGCAUUUUCUUUUGAACUUUUUGGCUGUACAGCUAGAACGACGAUUAUUGUUCUCUGUCAAAUUAUGGAUUUACAACAUGGACCCAGAUGUGCCUCGAACUCCUUACGGAUGUUAAAAGCUGACUAAGACAGCAGUUUGAAGCGAUAGCUGCUUAACCUGUGGCGAUUCAUUUCCAUGUAAAAAAAAAAACGCCACAGAAGGAGCAGAUCUAAACAAUGGGCGAUUGCUGGUCAUGGGAAUUUCCUCCGGAUGAGAGAAACUAUCGCAGGGCUGAUUUGUAGGGGAAUGUUUGGUCAGAAGUCUUCACGUUUUGGAGUUUCUCUUCUUUGUCCAAGGAUUAGAAUGAUUGCAGAGACAAUAACAGUGAGUCAUUGAGGCAGUCUACCGCUUCCAUGUCAGAGGAAUGUACAGCACAAAUACACUCAGUAACUCUUGCAAAGAUGAUCACCUAUCAAUGCCGCAACCACCACAAUAUUGGGUAACUCUUCUUCUAGUGCACCAAGCAAAGGUGACGCCAUAAGCCAAAUUUUUUGUCACUCAUUAUUGAGUCUCUCCGGGAGAGUCCUGGUUAAGUUCUUUAUUUGUUUAUGAAACAAGCACAAAUGAAGCAACAAAAACGAUAUAGAUGAAUAAAAGUGAACAAGAAGAAACAAAAUGUGGUACCGAAUUUUUUGACCAGUGAUUUUAACUUGCGCUUGCUGUUCUAUGGUAUCGAACAUGGUUGAUUAUCAGUAUCGCUCAACCCUUGCAGAUUUUUUUUUUGGUCUGAAACCCUUGCCGAUUACCAGUUGGAUAUGUUAGUUUCACUUUAUGGUGCACUUACAUUCACUU
Syzygium oleosum is the source of this 3651-nucleotide messenger RNA. Its product is annotated as putative pentatricopeptide repeat-containing protein At1g68930. NCBI's taxonomy places the organism in Eukaryota, Viridiplantae, Streptophyta, Magnoliopsida, Myrtales, Myrtaceae. Gene Ontology annotation, molecular function: zinc ion binding; RNA binding; protein binding. The record is from RefSeq and is a predicted model, not a curated record. Bases 217 to 2448 code for a protein of 743 amino acids. Gene Ontology annotation, biological process: RNA modification. The transcript has 2 exons.